Molecule: messenger RNA, 1122 nt
Organism: Penicillium maclennaniae
Lineage: Eukaryota; Fungi; Ascomycota; Eurotiomycetes; Eurotiales; Aspergillaceae
Product: sugar phosphate/phosphate translocator
Exons: 5
Coding region: 1-1122 (373 amino acids)
Cellular component (GO): endosome; Golgi apparatus; trans-Golgi network
Molecular function (GO): antiporter activity
Source: RefSeq, a predicted model, not a curated record
AUGGCAAACGGUCGUUCCUCGCAAGAUGAGCGCAAGCUCGAGAACGGUGCUAGCCCCGCGCCCGCUAGCAAUGGCAUCCACCCCGCAUUCUACAUUGCUCUGUGGAUUGCUUUGAGUUCCAGCGUCAUUCUGUUCAACAAGUGGGUUCUUGCAUCCGCCAAGUUCAACUUCCCCCUAUUCCUCACGACAUGGCACAUGGUGUUCGCUACCGCGAUGACCCAAAUCCUGGCUCGCUGCACCACCAUCCUGGACUCCCGUCACAAGGUCCCGAUGACCCCGGCCACCUAUACUCGUGCUAUCGUGCCUAUCGGUAUCAUGUUCAGUCUGUCUCUGAUCUGCGGUAACCUGGCCUACCUCUACCUGAGUGUUUCCUUCAUCCAGAUGCUGAAGGCUACCAACGCUGUUGUUACCCUUUUCGCUACCUGGGCCUUUGGAAUUGCCCCCGCCAAUUACAAGACCCUUGGCAAUGUCGCUAUCAUUGUGCUUGGUGUUGUCAUCGCCUCCUUCGGUGAGAUCAAGUUUGAUAUGCUUGGUUUCCUCAUCCAGGUCGGCGGUAUCAUCUUCGAGGCUCUCCGUCUUGUCAUGGUUCAGCGUCUCCUUAGCUCCGCCGAGUUCAAGAUGGACCCCCUUGUCUCGCUGUACUACUACGCCCCCGCCUGCGCCAUCACCAACGGCGUGGUCACCCUUUUCACCGAUCUUCCCCGUAUGACUAUGAACGAUAUUUACUCCCUCGGUAUCAUGACUCUUAUUGCCAACGCCUUGGUCGCCUUCCUGCUCAACGCCUCCGUUGUACUGCUGAUCGGCAAGACCUCCGCUGUCGUCCUCACUAUGGCUGGUAUCUUGAAGGAUAUUCUUCUCGUUUGCGCCUCCAUGAUGAUCUUCCACGACCCUGUCACUGCCCAGCAAUUCUUCGGUUACUCCAUCGCUCUCGCUGGUCUUGUGUACUACAAGCUCGGUGCCGAGAAGAUGCAGACUCUGGCCACCGAUGUCAAGCUCCAGGUUGGCGAGUACCGCCGCAACAACCCCGCCCAGGCGAAGGGUAUCGCUAUCGGCGGUGCUUUGACCAUCAUCCUGCUGGUUCUGUACACUGGAGCUCCCUCGGCCACUAAAUUGACCAACUGA